This is a messenger RNA of Hippocampus comes (tiger tail seahorse), 578 nucleotides long. RefSeq names its product ring finger protein 7 (gene rnf7). The transcript is spliced from 3 exons. Gene Ontology annotation, molecular function: zinc ion binding. The record is from RefSeq and is a predicted model, not a curated record. Lineage: Eukaryota; Metazoa; Chordata; Actinopteri; Syngnathiformes; Syngnathidae. The coding region runs from base 78 to 410 and encodes 110 amino acids.
UUGGACCUUCGCCUUUUCGUCCAUUUUGGGUGUCCAAGCUAAGCCUGUUAAGCUAACUGCUGUGUGGAGCUGCAGACAUGGAUGACGGCGACGAGCUCGGAAUAGUUCUCUCCCACAACACAUCCUCUGGUUCCAAGUCGGGUGGUGACAAGAUGUUUUCUCUAAAAAAGUGGAACGCCGUUGCGAUGUGGAGUUGGGAUGUCGAAUGUGAUACUUGCGCCAUUUGCCGGGUGCAAGUGAUGGAUGCAUGUCUCCGAUGCCAGGCGGAAAACAAGCAAGAGGACUGUGUUGUUGUUUGGGGAGAGUGUAACCAUUCCUUCCAUAACUGCUGCAUGUCCCUUUGGGUGAAGCAGAACAAUCGGUGCCCCCUCUGCCAGCAAGACUGGGUGGUUCAGAGAAUCGGCAAGUAAGGCCAGCACCUUCGCGACGUGAUUCACAGACUUCAGCUGCACGCACCCGAGGGUGGACAGAUCUGGCCAUGAUCAUUGCGACGCCCCAUGUAGAGCCGCUGUCUACAUCUUGCCUCGGCAAUUUGAGUGCAUGUUCCAGUCCUCCCAGUGUCAGAGGCGGGCAAUGAA